AUGGUCCUGCGCAGCCACCAGCUCACCUGUGCAGGGAUUGCAUUUGCUCUGUGCCUCCAACACCUCAUCAACGCCAUCGAAGUCCCUCUGGAUUCAAGUAUUCAGAGUGAAUUGCCUCAGCCCCCCACCAUCACCAAGCAGUCUGUGAAGGACUACAUCGUUGACCCCCGAGACAACAUCUUCAUUGAAUGUGAAGCCAAAGGGAAUCCUGUACCCACCUUUUCCUGGACACGGAACGGGAAGUUCUUCAACGUGGCAAAGGACCCCAAGGUGUCCAUGAGGAGGCGGUCGGGGACGUUGGUCAUUGAUUUCCAUGGUGGUGGGCGGCCAGACGACUACGAGGGCGAGUACCAGUGCUUCGCCAGGAAUGAUUUUGGCACUGCACUGUCCAGCAAAAUCCACCUCCAGGUGUCCAGAUCUCCCCUGUGGCCCAAGGAGAAGGUGGAUGUCAUUGAGGUUGACGAAGGUUCUCCACUCAGCCUGCAGUGCAACCCACCUCCUGGUCUGCCUCCUCCUGUCAUCUUCUGGAUGAGCAGCUCCAUGGAGCCCAUCCACCAGGACAAGCGUGUCUCCCAGGGCCAGAACGGUGACCUGUACUUCUCCAAUGUCAUGCUGCAGGAUGCCCAGACUGACUACAGCUGCAAUGCACGAUUCCACUUCACCCACACCAUCCAGCAGAAAAAUCCCUACACCCUCAAGGUGAAAACCAAGAAACCCCAUAACGAAACGUCCUUACGAAAUCACACUGACAUGUACAGUGCCCGAGGGGUUACAGAAACAACACCCAGCUUCAUGUACCCAUAUGGGACCUCCAGCAGCCAGAUGGUGCUCCGAGGGGUGGACCUGUUGUUGGAGUGCAUUGCAUCAGGAGUACCAGCACCAGAUAUCAUGUGGUACAAGAAGGGAGGUGAGCUCCCAGUGGGCAAAACCAAGCUGGAAAACUUUAACAAGGCCCUUCGUAUCUCCAACGUCUCGGAGGAAGACUCUGGGGAGUAUUUCUGCCUGGCAUCCAACAAGAUGGGCAGCAUCCGCCACACGAUCUCGGUGAGAGUGAAGGCUGCCCCGUAUUGGCUGGAUGAGCCACAAAAUCUCAUUUUGGCCCCUGGUGAGGAUGGCAGGUUGGUGUGUCGAGCCAAUGGGAACCCCAAGCCUUCAAUCCAGUGGUUGGUGAAUGGAGAGCCCAUUGAAGGUUCUCCACCCAACCCAAGCAGAGAGGUGGCUGGAGAUACCAUCGUGUUUCGAGACACGCAGAUCGGCAGCAGCGCUGUGUACCAGUGCAAUGCUUCCAACGAGCACGGCUACCUCCUUGCCAAUGCCUUUGUCAGUGUCCUGGAUGUGCCACCACGGAUACUGGCCCCUCGCAACCAGCUCAUCAAAGUCAUCCAGUACAACAGGACCCGGCUGGACUGCCCCUUCUUUGGCUCACCCAUCCCCACCCUGCGAUGGUUUAAGAACGGCCAGGGGAACACGCUGGAUGGAGGGAACUACAAAGCACAUGAGAACGGGAGCUUGGAGAUGAGCAUGGCUCGGAAGGAGGAUCAGGGCAUCUACACCUGUGUUGCCACCAACAUCCUGGGCAAAGCUGAGGCCCAGGUUCGCCUGGAAGUCAAAGACCCCACCAGGAUUGUGAGAGGCCCUGAAGAUCAGGUGGUGAAGAGGGGCUCCAUGCCUCGCCUGCACUGCCGCGUGAAGCACGACCCAACGUUGAAGCUGACGGUCACCUGGCUGAAGGACGACGCUCCUCUCUACAUUGGGAACAGGAUGAAGAAAGAAGACGAUGGUCUGACGAUAUACGGCGUGGCUGAGAAGGAUCAGGGUGAUUACACCUGCGUGGCCAGCACGGAGCUGGACAAGGACUCAGCUAAAGCCUACCUCACCGUGCUAGCAAUCCCUGCUAACCGUUUGAGAGAGUUACCUAAAGAGCGACCCGACCGGCCACGGGACCUGGAGCUGUCAGACCUGGCUGAGAGGAGCGUGAAGCUGACGUGGAUUCCUGGAGAUGACAACAACAGUCCCAUCACAGACUACAUCGUCCAGUUUGAGGAGGACCGAUUCCAGCCCGGCACGUGGCACAACCACUCCAGGUAUCCUGGGAAUGUCAACUCGGCCGUCCUGAGCCUCUCUCCUUACGUCAACUACCAAUUUCGGGUGAUUGCAGUGAACGACGUGGGCAGCAGCCUGCCCAGCACGCCUUCGGAACGAUACCAGACCAGCGGUGCACGACCUGAAAUUAACCCAACGGGAGUUCAAGGAGCAGGGACCCAAAAAAACAACAUGGAGAUAACCUGGACGCCUCUGAACGCAACGCAGGCAUAUGGGCCCAACCUGCGUUACAUCGUGCGAUGGAGGCGGAGGGACCCACGUGGGAGUUGGUACAACGAGACAGUGAAGGCGCCACGGCACGUCGUCUGGAACACACCCAUCUACGUCCCCUACGAGAUCAAAGUGCAGGCAGAGAAUGACUUUGGUAGAGCACCAGAGCCUGAGACCUACAUCGGCUAUUCAGGGGAAGAUUAUCCCAAGGCUGCACCUACGGAUGUUAGGAUAAGAGUUCUAAACAGCACUGCCAUUGCUCUGACAUGGACCCGUGUGCACCUGGACACCAUCCAGGGACAGCUUAAGGAGUACAGAGCCUAUUUCUGGAGAGACAGUAGUUUGCUGAAGAACCUGUGGGUCUCCAAAAAAAGACAGUAUGUGAGUUUUCCUGGAGACCGAAACCGGGGCAUAGUGUCCCGGCUGUUCCCUUACAGCAACUACAAGCUUGAGAUGGUUGUAACCAACGGGAGAGGCGAUGGGCCCCGCAGCGAAGUCAAGGAGUUCCCCACACCUGAAGGAGUGCCCAGCUCCCCCAGGUACUUAAGAAUCCGACAGCCAAAUCUGGAAAGCAUCAAUUUGGAGUGGGAUCACCCAGAACACCCCAAUGGAGUCCUCACAGGAUACAACCUUAGAUACCAAGCCUUUAACGGAUCCAAAACGGGCAGAACCCUGGUAGAGAACUUCUCUCCCAACCAGACAAGGUUCACCGUGCAGAGGACAGACCCCAUCUCGCGCUAUCGAUUCUUCCUGCGUGCUCGGACACAGGUGGGAGAUGGAGAAGUCAUAGUGGAAGAGUCACCAGCACUGCUGAAUGAAGCCACGCCAACCCCAGCCUCCACCUGGUUGCCUCCACCUACAACUGAGCUAACUCCAGCAGCCACCACUGCCACCACCACCGCCAUCCCUACUACUGAAACCCCUCCUACUGAAAUCCCUACUACUGCCAUCCCUACCACCACCACUACUACAACCACCACAGCUGCCAGCACCGUCGCAAGCACUACAACAACUGCAGAGAGGGCUGUGGCAGCCACCACAAAACAGGAGCUGGCCACCAAUGGAUCGUCCAUAUGGGACAUAAGAGCUUGGGCUAAUAGUAACUGGGCAAACAUCACCUGGAGCCACAAUUACUCUGCAGGAACUGACUUUGUGGUUAAGUAUAUCACCAGUAACAAGACAGAGAAAUCUAUCCCCGUUAAAGCUCAGACCCCCUCCUCUGUGCAGCUGGCCAAUCUGACGCCGGGGAUGGUGUACAAGCUGUGGGUGUUCCCCAUAUGGUCUAGCCCCAGCGAGCAUUCGUACAUAACCUUUACCACCAGCUCAGCUUACACCAAGAACCAUGUGGACAUCGCGACCCAGGGCUGGUUCAUUGGGCUGAUGUGUGCCAUCGCUCUCCUGGUCCUCAUUCUGCUGAUUGUUUGCUUCAUCAAGAGGAGCAGAGGAGGGAAAUACCCAGUGCGUGACAACAAAGAUGAGCACCUGAACCCUGAGGACAAGAACGUAGAAGAUGGCUCGUUCGAUUACAGUGAUGAAGACAACAAACCACUGCCCAACAGCCAGACAUCCCUGGAUGGCACGAUAAAGCAGCAGGAGAGCGACGACAGCUUGGUGGACUACGGAGAGGGUGGGGAAGGGCAGUUCAACGAGGACGGCUCCUUCAUCGGCCAGUACACGGUGAAAAAGGACAAGGAGGAGACAGAAGGCAACGAGAGCUCGGAAGCCACAUCCCCAGUCAAUGCUAUCUAUUCAUUAGCAUAGCGCAACGCAAUGGGACCACGAACAGCCUGUGGGGCUUGUAGUGGCUGGGGGUUAAAGAGCCGCCGCCACCACCGCCUCCAACUCAACAUACAAAUGAAAACCAACCAAUGACACACACACACAAAAAAAAAAAAAGAAAAAAAAAAGAAAAAAAAAAGGAAAAAAAUAUAGAAAAAAAAUAAUCCAAGCAAACAGGCAGACCAGGUUGCUGCCAAUGCCAUCUUAUCCUUAGCAAACAAGUAAAUGGCAAGGACUCCCGAGGCGUGGAUGAGUUGUAGAUGUAGCCAGAAUCGGAGCUGAAGUGCAGAGAUGAAGGGAUGCAGGAGUGCUGUACCCAGCUCCCCGUGUCCUUUCUCUUCUUUUGGGAGGGAGUUUAUCAUUAUUUUUUUUAAUAUAUAUAUUUAUAGGAAGGUUUCAGACAACAGGGGGAAAAAAAAGGAAUUUGGGGAGGGAAAAUGGCUGAGCAGAGAAACGAGUCAUCAAAAAUGUACAGAAGAAAAGGAGAGUGGUUUCCAUAUGGGCAACGCCGGCACGAUAUUGCACUGCAGCAAUGUCCAUCCCCAUGCAGCACCUUGCCCACAGCCUCUCCCAAACCUUCCUGAAGGUUCCAGCAGCAUCUCAAGCUGAGAAGUGUGGGUCUUCAACACUGUGGGACGAAGCCCCGAGGGCCACCAGGCCCAAAUCAAGGGAGCCCCAGGAGGAUGAGGAGCUGCUGGGAUGCACUGCAGUAUGGCUAAGAGCCACUUGCCCACUGAGCCUGGCUCACAGCAUCACUUGCCUGGGGAAGCACAGGCAAAACAUUUUAGUUUAGUCUUUGCUUUGUAAGAAGUCUGGGGGAAAUCCCCCUCCCCAGACCAUGCCUGCUUUCUUUUAAAGGCAACUCCAUAAAUCUUAUGUAGCAAAGAGGGAGUGGAAGCAGGACCAGUACGAACAAGGGAUGAGGGGACCAGAAACUGCUUAUAGAAACAAAAAGAAAGCCACCAAACACCCUGUCAGGCUGAAACAACCCCCCCCUGGGAGCGGUUAUGGGACCCCCACUGUUGCCCUGCACACUGCUCCAAUGCACAUCAGGGACAUGCAUCCCUCAGGAACAGCAGUGGGACACCGAGGUCCCCCCCCCAGCAGCAGCCGUGUGCCAGGUUGGGCGUUCUCAGCUAACCCCUAAUUUCUCACAGCGGCCUUUCCCCUCCCCACCCCCUUUUUCCCCCCCAAAUCAAUCAGCCUGAGAGACGCUCCCACAGCGCCGAACUCACCUCCGCUGUUCUUUACAUAUCAAAACCCCACGCAAUUUACUUUCAGGCUGGGAAACACGCCGUAACGAAGCGUCUCGGAUAGGAGUGCUCCUUCACAUGCCUUACACAGCUUCCAACGUCCCGGGACGUUUAACAGACUGACACUAAACCCCCACCCCGCUUCGCUCCCCAAUGCGACGGCCUCGGAGCCAGCGGAGCAGUAGGAGUAGGAUGCUGGACAUCUCCCAGAUGGGAACGCAUGGAUCCUGUAGAAGGUAGAGCCUUUAGUGGCCAACGCUGUGUGUAUUCUCCCACUUCCUGCACUUUUGAAACCAAAGGUACCUUCGCUGAGAGAGAUCGGAUUCCUUCAGACCGUUUCGCAGACGUGGAAUGAUGUUAGGAUGGAUUUUUCUUUUUUUUUUUCUCUUUCCUUUCUUUCCUAAGGAGGAGGGUUUUGUUCAGCUUAAUGGAUUAAAUGCAAUAGGAUUAACGCAAUUAUUCUUUCAGCUGGUUUGCUACGAAGACGUAUCGCUAACGAGAACACUGCUAAUAGGGAUUGCUCAGAUGUACUUUGCCACAUUCUUGAAGCUGCUAAUGGCACAAUGAUCCUGCACUUUGGAGAGGAGAGCCAGGACCGGGUCAGCAUUAACAGAGCACAUGGGAGAAAACAGGCUGCAAGCAGACAGCAGACGGGUGACGUGCCCUUAACCCCAACCCCAACCUUACAGCUGAGGGGCUCCAGGUCAGCACAGGAGCCAUCUGCCAGGGUCCUUCCCAAUGUCACCUUGCAGGGCAGGGCCAUGUUUGCUGCUGUGACACUUCUUGUAAUUGCACUCGUGCAACAGAUCCGUUCCUGCUGUUUUCACCAUUGGCCUAAGGAGAGCAUCCCCUGCCUAUCCCACAAUCGCAUUUCAGGUUUUAAGCAAACUCAUUAAGCCAAACAUAACACAGCUCUCAGUUAUGGAGGCUGGCUGCUUCCUGAGCCCACAGCUGUCUGUACGAGGUCACAUAGCUUGGAGGGAAAGCAACCUGCAGCCACUGCUAUAGAGAAGCAGCUUCUGCUGUGGGAACUGGAAGCCUUGGGUACCACACAGCAUCCCCAGCCCUCCAGGAGGCAUCGGUCCUGGCAGCAGGGCAGGCUGUGCCACCUGUCUGCUGUGUGCCAUUUGUAUUAACAUUGGUGUUUGUGUCUUGCCAUUAACCUCUCUGCAUCUUGCUGGAAGCUGGGCAGUGUUCACCCUGCAGCCUUUCCGUGCUUGUCCAGUGCAACGUGGCUUCAGUGAGCCCCAAAAAGCCUCACAGAAACAGUGACAGAGUCUGAGCAGCACCUUCCUUGUGAUCAAAUAGGAAACAAAGGCAAUGAGGACCCAAGAACGAAUGGCUCAGUGUGAUUUUUGUGGGCUUGUAGUGCUGGGUGUGAAUUUACUAAAAAAAAAAAAAAAAUUGGAAGAUACAGUUAAAAAAAAAAAAUUACUGUAUUUGUUUGCAAGUUGCCCUGAAGUUUCACCAGGGACAAGCAGAGGGCUGUGGGGAGGCUCUGUGCUAGCCCCAGGGCUGGGCCCUGCAGUGCCCAUCAAAGGGUGCCCAUCCCUGCAGGACUUCUUGGAGCAGGUCAUGCUCUGAGCACCUCUUGUACAGAAAAUGUGUCCUCACUGAGGAUAAAAAGCAAGGACAAGCAUACGCAUGGCCAGCUGGUGCUAACCAUGGAGCACAGGCAUAGGACAGGAGGGAGUGGCUGUUGCUUUGAUGCAAUACCAAGACUGCUCCUCUUUUCCCUGAAGCGAUGAUGCAGUGAGAGACAGAAGUGCUGCAGGAAGCACCGAGAGACAAAACGAGCCUUCCUAAAACCCUCCUGGUGGAAACACCAACAGCCCGUCCCCACAACACCCUUGCACAGCAUUGCCUUCUUGCAGAGGAAAGUCCCCAAGUCCCUGCAGGAUGGCCACUUCUGCCUCCAAGGACAGAUAGAGCUGGCAAGGCAGAACGCACUGCUGUGAGGCUGGAGUGAGGGCAGAGCCGUGCAGCAGCAUCCCUUGCAAGUCCCAUCCAUCCAUCCUACAACCCUUCAAUUCCUUACCUCAUCCAUUCAUCCUGUAUCCCAUCCAUCCGUCCCCCGCACCAUCCAUCCUGUACCUCAUCCAUCCAUCCCAUGCCUGCCCCAUCUGUUCUGCACUGCAUCCAUCCACCCUGCGCCCCAUUUAUCCAUCCACCCCAUCGCCCAUCCACUCGCCCUGGUGCCCAUCCAUCCUCCCAUCCUGUACACACCAUUCUGUAUCUCAUCCGCCUCAUACCUGCCCCUAUCAACCCUCCUGCCCGUCCACCCAUCCAUCACACACCCCCACACCCUGUCCAUCCUCCAUCCCCCCCAUCCAUCCGCUGCCUCUCCUCAGUGCACACCUCAGCACAGCUGUGCGCUCAACCUGCAAUCUCACACCCGGCUCAGUUGUGUACUAGCAGCAAACAAUUUCAGCUAAGCAAUAAAAAUAAACCUUGUAAACGUAAAAAAAAAAAUAAUAAUAAUAAAAACCAACCCACCCACCUCCUAUUUCUUGCACUAAGACUUGUUUUAUUGAAGAGAAUAACGUUGAGUUUCUGGUCCCAGCACAACGCCCUGCUGCACCAGCGGCUCCCCCUGCCCAGCAUCACCUGUCUCUGUGCCCUUUGCAAGCAGGCACUGGGCUUUGGUUGUCCAACAUGAUCCAAACCCUGUGUCAAACCCUCAACACCAACUUCUUCCUUUGCAGUACAGCGUUCUGUGUGUUCGUUUCUUCCUCUCUCACGGGAAGGAAAAAAUAUCGGACUGUUUUGUUUCCCUUUAAUUUGUAAAUAUCUCUCCAUCCGUCCUCUCUGUAAAACCACCUGGUUGGUCUAAAUAUUCUAUGUAUUUAUUUGCCUUUUUUUUUUUUUAAGCAAAAAAAAAAAUCAACACCUUUGCGUUAACCCACUUGUUUCAAUGAGAAAUGUAUAUCUGAAGCUGUGAAAUUAACACUUUACAGCAAGAAGAGCUACGGACUACAGAAGAAGGGUUUAAUAUAAGGACUUCUAAACUGACUGCAUGAGAGAUGAAAGAAAGCCAAAAUACUCAGAUAGCAUUUUUUUUGAAUCACUGUAAAAAAAA
Molecule: messenger RNA, 8424 nt
Organism: Centrocercus urophasianus (Greater sage-grouse)
Lineage: Eukaryota; Metazoa; Chordata; Aves; Galliformes; Phasianidae
Gene: NFASC
Product: neurofascin
Exons: 31
Coding region: 1-4074 (1357 amino acids)
Biological process (GO): brain development; cell-cell adhesion
Molecular function (GO): cell-cell adhesion mediator activity
Source: RefSeq, a predicted model, not a curated record